UAGCCUACAACCUCCUCUUUCUCCCUCGCCACCGGCCUCCUCCUCGCCUCUUCAUUUACGCCGUUUUCAUUCCGGAGGAGGCAGUCUCAAAGCUAGCGCGAAGUCUUUCACACAGGAGGCCUUGUAGAUUAAUUCGUUCAAGGAUUCCGACGGGGGAGAAACAGGAAGAAGAUAAUGCUGGCGGGAUUCUUCGCUGGAUGCUGAGUUCUAUAGAACUGUGUGUUUUUGCUGAUUAAGAUGACGCUUUGCAUUGGGCGAGAGGCUGUGAGGUUAUGGAGGAAAAUUGCAACGGAAACAUGUGUGGAAAUGCAGCUUUUUCUUGAGAAUUGGAAGCUUCUGCUAGCGGGGCUUAUUUUUCAGUAUAUUCAUGGGGUUGCUGCUCAUGGAAUUCAUUAUUUACAUCGACCAAGACCUAUUCUACCAGACCUUGGUUUCAGUCUGCUUCCGGAGCUAGGGCCAAACAAAGCAUAUGUUAGUGAAACCUUUUUCUCCGUCAUCUUUUUCUCCUUUGUAUUGUGGACUUUUUAUCCUUUCAUUUAUCAUAGCAAACGCUUCUACACAGUUCUUCUAUGGCGUAGAGUGUUGGCAAUUUUAGUUACUUGCCAGGCUUUGAGAAUUAUCACAUUCUACUCUACGCAUCUUCCAGGUCCAAACUAUCAUUGCCGCGAGGGUUCAAAGUAUGCCACUCUUACACCUGAAAGACUAUUAGAUCUGUUUCUCAUUAAUGUACGAGGGGUCUUAUAUGGCUGCGGCGAUUUGAUUUUUUCAUCACAUAUGAUAUUUACACUGGUUUUUGUUCUCACAUACUAUAAGUAUGGUUCUAAAAGGUUUCUUAAAAUGCUUACAUGGUUGAUGGCAGUCAUACAAAGUCUUCUUAUAAUAGCUUCGCGGAAGCAUUACAGUGUUGAUGUUGUGGUUGCAUGGUAUACUACAAGCUUGGUGGUGUAUUUUAUGGAGACAAAAUUAACAGAAAUGCCUGACCGUACUAAUGGAAGCCAACCAUUGCUUCCAGCAGUUGCUAAAGAGAAACAAGACAAAUCGAAGGAGGAGACCCAUAAGCUGCUGAAUGGGAAUGCAGUUGAUGUACUUGAUUGGAAAUCAAUUUCCAUUCGAAGUGGAUGCAAAGCUGGAAAUGAAGCUGUACAAUGGCUCGGCUGA
Molecule: messenger RNA, 1158 nt
Organism: Phalaenopsis equestris
Lineage: Eukaryota; Viridiplantae; Streptophyta; Magnoliopsida; Asparagales; Orchidaceae
Product: phosphatidylinositol:ceramide inositolphosphotransferase-like
Exons: 14
Coding region: 238-1158 (306 amino acids)
Biological process (GO): ceramide biosynthetic process
Cellular component (GO): endoplasmic reticulum membrane; trans-Golgi network; Golgi membrane
Molecular function (GO): sphingomyelin synthase activity; ceramide cholinephosphotransferase activity; inositol phosphoceramide synthase activity
Source: RefSeq, a predicted model, not a curated record